Diabrotica virgifera virgifera (western corn rootworm) is the source of this 7585-nucleotide messenger RNA. It is a transcript of the gene Eip74EF, whose product is annotated as ecdysone-induced protein 74EF. Gene Ontology annotation, molecular function: sequence-specific DNA binding; DNA-binding transcription factor activity, RNA polymerase II-specific. Gene Ontology annotation, cellular component: nucleus. Bases 599 to 2038 code for a protein of 479 amino acids. Gene Ontology annotation, biological process: cell differentiation; regulation of transcription by RNA polymerase II. The transcript has 8 exons. The record is from RefSeq and is a predicted model, not a curated record. Lineage: Eukaryota; Metazoa; Arthropoda; Insecta; Coleoptera; Chrysomelidae.
AACGCGCUCAGUUGUUUCAUACUCAUAGCCCGCUUGACCCGACUUACCGUUACUUUAACAUCCAAAACAAAUGCAACUCGCGUUGCGUUCGGGCUAGCGAGCCAACGUGCAUGCGAUCGCGGGAUUUUUUUUGACAUUUUUUCGCAUGUUUACGAUUUUUUUCCGGUCGUCUGUGACCUAUGACACCGAAUAAUCAGUGCUAGAAACAGUUUUGUGCAGUUUUUGCAUUUGACAGUUAGUAGUAGAUAGUAGUUAGUAAAACUUUUGGAUUAUUUUUGUUUAGUGGACAUAGUUCGGAAGAGCACUAUUGUGGAUAUUUUGUGAUUUCUGUGGUGUGAUUUUUGUGUGCUUCCCAUUGGAUUAUUUUUUGGAUUUAUUGUGAACAAAUGUUCCUGGAAUGGAACUGGGAUUUAAAGAAAAUCGAGGUUCAUGUUUUGGAAAAGGUUUAAAAUCUAUCGGGACAUUUCGAGAUCUCUUUUGAUACACCUUCGAAAAACCACAAAAUUUGGAUAGCCAAGUGCUAGAAUUUUCAAAGAUACUGGGGAAGCCGGCUAGCAACGUGGAGGGGGCGCACGCCCUGGUGGGCCACCAGUCGCCCAUGUCGUUGGCGAUGCCCUUUAUCGACAACGAUUUACUAUGGAGUUCCGAUCAUGAUGGAAAAAUGGUCGACAUUUCUUCUUGUCUUCAGGAUGCCUCAGUGGCCAUUGGCCAACAGAACGCUGCUACAGGAGCUAACGGUUUGGGAGAACUAUCCCAAUCUGAUCUCAGCUCUCUUGUCGUACCUGUUAUGCACGAUCCAAACAUGGCCGAUGAGGAUAUUUUUAAGCACUUAUCUGACACCACUGCCAUUGAAAUAGAAAGCAUUUUAAGGGAUAUUAGUCAAACGACUUAUAUUAAGCAAGAAGAACCCAACUCGCCUCACGACGAAUCCGAUGCUCAUUCGCCUUCCGACCAAAAGAGCGCGCAAGUGUUAUUAGAAAUGCGUAAAUAUACAAUCGCCGCGGCAAAUCCUAUACUGGCCGAGAAGUUAGCGACACCUACCGAACAAAGUCUCACUCAACUUUGUACUAGUCCAAGUAGCAGAUCACAGCUGGCGCCACUGACACCGAAAUUAGAGAAAGUUGAUAAGGAACAGAACAACUAUAAUCAACUCCACCAACUACUGUCACGACAAAGGACCGACUUGCAACAUCCUAGCUUAUGUGAAUAUGGAAGACGAAAAUCUGUUUACCCAACAACAACUGGUUCUCUCCCACCUAGUCCCGCAGACUCCGGAGUAUCGGACGUCGACAGUUCAUCUUCAGGGCACACUUCAACUGACGAGCUGAAAGCCAGACUGCAACCUUCCAUACACUCACCAGUAGGCACUCUCUUUCCAAGACAUCCCUUCUCGUGGAACAACACACACCAUGGACAGAGGCCGCCCAAUCACAUGUCACAACAGUUUUACCAACCUUUUGCAACAAAUUUGGACCCUUACAACAGCUACCUUCUACAGCAACACCAAGUCCAGCAGAGUCACCAUAUGCACCACCACACUCAGUCCCCCUUCACCACUCCCUCCCCGCCCUCUCCCCCCAUCAGGCACUCAAUACCAACCUCCGUAAUCCAGGCAGCUACCAGUAGUAUGUACGACGACCCUUAUAUGCUAGGAUUUUCCCCAAGAAAGCUAAAAAAAGUAAAGAAACAAAAAUUGGGUGAAACCGGAACGGUGAAGAGGAAGUCAAGGGAAGGAUCUACAACGUACCUUUGGGAGUUCUUACUCAAGUUAUUACAAGAUAGAGAAUACUGCCCUAGGUAUAUAAAAUGGACGAAUAGGGAAAAGGGCGUCUUCAAGUUAGUCGAUUCCAAAGCUGUUUCAAGGUUGUGGGGUAUGCACAAGAACAAACCUGAUAUGAAUUACGAAACCAUGGGUAGAGCCUUAAGAUAUUAUUACCAGAGGGGCAUUUUAGCUAAAGUAGAUGGUCAGAGGCUAGUUUACCAAUUUGUAGAGGUACCUAAGGAUAUAGUCGAAAUAGACUGCACAGGUGCAGCGUAAUCUGUUUUUUCUUCCUCAAAGAGUAAAACUCAACAUCAGCCGGUGGUGAAAGCCGGUUGUGUCUCGAAAAAGUACAACAAAUCACAAAUUAUUUAUUUAGAAAUAUUCAAUUUCUAGAUUGUAUAUAUUAGCUAUGACUCAAAAGAUAGUAACAACGAAUUUUUGCAGUUUGUAGCAUUCUUAAAGAUCUCAUAAAGAAGUCAUUUUGUGGUAAAAGCAAAGACAAACUAGCGAUCCGAAGAGAGAGAGAGAGCCGUAAUCUUGCUAUUUGAUUUUUACAGUUGACUUUCCAACAGUAAAAGUACAAAGAGGUGCCACUAUUAGUUACCGUGUAACUGCGAGUAAAGCACAUAAGUAUAGUAGAAACGGAAUUCGGUCAGAAUGCGUAAAAAAGUGGCGGUAUCAAUGUUUGGUAUAAAUCUACAAGAAAUUCGAAUAGCUGCUGUAACGACAAGCACUUGCCAGUAUUUUAACAUCCCAUUAAUCAUUGUAAAUUAGUCAUUUUAGAACUUGCAGCAAAAACUUGCAUACUAGUACAGUUAAAAUAAUUAGACGAUAAACAUUAAGCAAGAGAAAUUAAACUUUUUUUUACUUCUAAGGACAAAAACAUUAUUUGGUUAAAACAUCUCGUUUUUGUUGGUAAUAUAUUAAUUUUUCUGGACUAAAUUACGGUUCUGUUGAUAACAAUGUUGCCAGACUGAAUUUUGUUAUGUUCGGUUUAAAUUUUCUAGCCGAUUUCUGAGUCUACUAUACGCUUUGUUCGGGUUUCUUGAGUCUGAGACAUUAUGUCUGCGUUUCCAUUGAGGUUUAUUGGGAAUAACUUAAGAACUGUUUUGGGAUUAUCCGUUUCUGUAGGUACUUUAUACAUUUAUUUUUUGGUUACUAAACUCUAAAACAAUAUUACAAACAUUUGUGAAGAAGAAAAGAAAAAUAGUAUUUAGGCUAUAGUUAAGUAGGAAGGUAUAUUAUUGUAGUAUGUUGUAAUUUUAUUAUGUUCGGGUUUUAAGAUAAUAUUUAUAAUUGCGAUAACCCUAGAACAGUUCCAAAAUUAUAUGAAUGAUCCAUUUAAAAAAUACCAUUAAAGGAAACCCAAAUAAAGCUAUUAUAUUAUGUUGGUCAUUAAGUCCUUGAUCUGAUUAGGUAGUAGAUACCUACAACAUGUUUGGCAAAAAUUAUUCUUCAUUCAUCAAAAUAAUCUCUUUUAGCGACGAUACAAAUCAUUAAAACAGUUUCCUAAUGUUUCGAUGCCACCAUUGUAAAACGAUUUAUCUUUUCCUUAAAAAUAGGCUUCAGUUUCGCGAUUAAUUACUUUCAGUUUCGCUACCACGUAGCAUUUUUUUAGAUCCGAAAAAAGGUGGCAAUCGCUAGGAGUCAGAUCUGGACUACAGGGAGGGUGCGGAAGCAAUUUAAAGCUCAAUUCGUGCAUUUUUACCAUUUUUUCAUCGACUGUGUGUACAAACGACCAUAUUUUCGUUUGAAGGUUAGGACUACCGAAAUGUCAUAAUAAUAUGGAAAAUUCAUUAGAGUCGCAAUCUCAUGGUUAGGUACGGGACUUAUUGACCGACGUAAUACAUCUUUAAAAAUACCUCAUUUUUGUUCAUUUUUUUGAAAAAUGAAUAAGCACUGCCAAAAUGGCAACAAAAGAUUAUGGUUCCGCUCAAAUAUGGAUAUUUAGAUAUUGAUGUAAAUUUAGAUAAAAAUCGACUAAUAAAUCUGUAUCCUUAGGUGACCUGAAAGAUGGAAAGGUUGUGAUUUGAAAAAGAACAUUGUAAACAUGUUGUAGAAUUAAAAAAAUGUACCGUACACCACUAUUUCAUACAGUUACAAUAAAUUUAAGCAUUUAUCCGAACGUUUGGACCAAUUUAAGACAAUUUCUGGCAUUUGAACAGCACAUUGUUAAUCAGUUAUACCUCUAUGUUUGUUGUCCCAAUAAGUGUCCUGUGGUUUGCCAUAUUACAAGUUCUUCCUGUUUUAUUUGAUUUAGACACAGUUUAAUGCUACAGAAUCGGUUAAUUCACCCUCGAAUUUUGACGGUUCCAAUUUUGCAAUCCACUCCUGAGACAAAAUUUUGAAUGCGACCGAUAACGACCAAUCACGGCAACCGUAAGCUGCCGUUAGCUGUCAUUCAUCUGUGCGAAGGACCAAAAUUUAUGGAACAAAAAACAAAGGAUUUUCGCGGAGUGACCUUACUGAUUCUUUAGCAUUGCACUGUGGUUUAGAUAAGCAAGCAACAAAUGUUCAAAAGUAACCUGCAUUUAAAGUGCUUUUCACAGAACAGUUGUACAAAGAAAUAAUCUGUUGGUUAGCCGUUGAAGAUUGUUUAAGAUGGUUGAUCUGUAAAUACAAAGUUUAUAAGAACUUUUAACAAAUAAAAUGUAUCACUGUUGAUUUUGUAUAGUAUGGAAUAGUGACAAUUUUGUUAUAUAAGAUUUUUUAUAAAAGUAUAUACCUAAAAUGUUAAGUAAAAAUAUCAAUUAUAAUAGUAAUAAUAUUAAAGUUAGUCGGAUUUGUGAGAUUUGUGAUAAGAGUAGGUUUUUGGGGGAAGUCUUUUUCCAAAUUUUUGUUACCCACGAUGGAGAUACCUAUAUUUUAAUGCCAUUCGCAGGAAUGAUAUUAAAUUUAUGCGUCUUCCAUCGUAUAUAUUUUAAUUAUAAAGGAAGGUGCUUUAAAAUGGAUUAGAAAAGACUGCGAGGUGCCUAGUGAUUGACAGAAAAACAAAUGAAUGUCAAUGUGUAGCUCUCUUUUUGUUUUUCUUUGAUUGAAGAGUGGCAAAUCUUUUGGCUUUGAUCUCAGUUUGUACACAAUAAAUCAUGGUCGAUUUUUGAAUAGAGAAAAGUGAUAUAGAUCAAAAGGAAUACAAGAUGGGUCACUACUGUUGUAUUUUUUUAUCAAAUAAAUUCAAAGUAUCAUUGAUUACAAUAUAUUUGAUACAAAAGAAGAAAAUAUAUAAAUAAUUGUUAAUAGUUCAAUAUACUCGAUAUUAGUGGCUCUUUUUGUAGAUAGGUAAUUUUAUAAAUUAUAAAGAGAACAAAAAAAAUUGUAAAUAGAAAUAUGUUGAUUCGUACUUAUGUUAAAUUCAAUUUUGGGUCAUUUAACUUUUUGAAAAAUAAAGUAAGUUAGUAAGUGUACAUUCUGUAUAGUAUUUAUUUAAUAAUUUCGAAAUAUCACAUAUAAUUUUUGUAAAUUGUUUGUAACUUUCUGUGAUUUUUAUAAUUUUAGUUGUUUUUUUUUCUAAAUUUGUUGUUAAACGUAUGUACCUAAAUGAUAAUGUGUCUUGAAAUCUACAGCUCAGUGCAAAUCAGGACGAGAUAUAUGAAAUAAUUAUUAAACAUGUAGAAUUAGCUCUAAAAUAUUAAAACCUAACCCAGGAUUUGUCUCAGCGGAAAUUUGUACUAUACUAUUAAGAUAAUUGAAAUGUGUAGAAAAACAGUUGUAUGUGUUAAUGUGUAAAAAUAUGCACAACAAACGUAGUGUGCGCUUUCAAAUCUGACAAGCAAUUUGGUAAAAUCCUUAGACGAUACGAAAAAAGUCUACCUCCUUACUCUAGGACUUAAAGAGUGUUGAAUUCUCUUCGAUAAUUGCAUUGCCAGUUGACAGAUGUCAGUAUAAGACAUAUAUUGAUCAUAGAGGUAUAUAUUGACAUAGAGGGAGCCUACCUUCCGCGCUUCCUGACGACAAGAUCUCAGGGGACUGGUUUGCUGCAUCUCCUUCUAACACAUUGUAUCGAGAAUUUAUAAUGACAUUCAGUGUGAAUAUAGGCACGGAAGAGGAGGACAACUGUAUACUACAUUCGCUCUCGCGAGAUUUUUUUUGAGACAUUCGGAAUAGGAAACGUACAACACAAAAAUUCCUACCUCACACUAUUAACUGCUAAAAUCAACUCAAAUCAACUUAAUCUUUCAUUAAAAAAAGAAGAAUUAUUAGAAAUAGUGGGAGUGUCUACUAAUCUCAUAAAAUUUUGUGAAGUUUAUUUCUACAAAAUAUUUUUAUUUUGUACAAUAAAUAAUUUUCUCAUUGCUAUCAAUACAUUAUAAUGGUUUAGAUAAAUAAAUAUUGAUUGGCGUAAGGUUUAUGUUAUUUUUAUGUCUGUUUACUAUUAAUAAUAUUGGAUAUGAGCAGGUGCGUUGGUUUUGUAGUAAUUUCCAGUCACUUCUGACAACUGAAUUUUUCAAAAAAGAAAUUACUAACGUCAGUGUCAAAAAAAAUCUCGCGAGAGCGAAUGUAGUAUAGCAGCUUUACUAUGCGUAAGAGUGAAACAGCACUAAUCCAAAUAAAAAAGAUGGUGUCGUCACUUCGCUCUGAAUGACACUCUCUCUAUGCUAAUAUUUAACUCUAUGAUAUUGAUCUUUAUGAACAUAGCUAAAUAUUUUUCAUAAAACCAUAUAAAAUAUUUUGCAUUGACAGUUGACAGAUGUUAUUAUAAGACAUAAAACUUGACCUUCAUGUUCUGCAGCUACCUAUAUUCCAUAAAAGCCAAAUUUUUCAUAACUGCAUAAUAAGUUUACUUAUCGAGCUUAUCAAUUUUAGUUAAAUUCCAUUCAGUUCUACUUAUAUAAUAAUCAAAACUAUAGUAGGUUUGUUCAUUAACGAGUUAAUACAUUUUAUUAUUUUUCUCUUCGAAUUUUUCUUCUUUUCGUCAACUACUAUGUACUUAUAAUUCAAUCAUAUUAUCUACUGCAAUAGCUUUUUUACAUUCAAUAUACAAUACGCGUUUUUAUUUCGUAGCUAUGAUCUCAGAUACCUAUCCUUAUCUAAUAUUACCACAUUACAGCCCAAAUAGUAGGUAUAUGACACAUAAAAAGUAUAGGGCUUUUCAUCGAUUGUCAUUUGUUUCGAGGUUCUGUCAUAUGUAGUAUAAUCUGUGUAAUAUUAAUAUACACGGAUUAUACGACACAUGACAGAAGCUCGAAACUAAUAACUGUGAAUGAAAAGCCCUAUUAUCACUGUCUGCCAACUGUCAUUCGUCUGUCAAUAGGGCUUUUCAACGAUUCUCAUUUGUUUCGAGCAUCUGUCAUAUGUCGUAUAAUCCGUGUAUAAUAUUAAUAUACACAGAUUAUACAACGUAUGACAGAAGCUCGAAACAAAUGACUGUUGUUGAAAAGCCCUAUACAAAAGUGUUAUCAGGAUGUUAGAAAUUGUUGUAACAAUUAUUUAAAAUGUUGUUAGAUUUGAAGCGGUACAAGAUUUGUUGACUAAUCGUCCAAAUAACAUGUGAUAUGUUUGCAUGGUUGUUAAUUGUCACCAUUUAGCAAAUAUAUAGAAACACGUUAAAUAACUGAAUGUUUAUAAUUUUGAAUGUGUACUUGAUUUAUUGUUGUUCACAAAAUCCUGUUCAUAGGCAUAGCUAGAACGAAAACCCAAAUCAUUUCAAAUGUUCCACUUGUGGAAAGGCCAACAACAGAGUUUUAUCUAACUACGCCUAUUCUUUACUUAUCUGAUUUGCUGGAUAUACAUCACUAACGAAUAUAUCUUAUAUAAUUUUACAUCAAAUAAAUGAAAAAACUAUGUAAUUUUUGGUGAUAUUGCAAUAGAAAUGUUUGUUUUGUA